Messenger RNA from Ectocarpus siliculosus, 975 nucleotides. The record is from the annotation of a GenBank genome assembly. Lineage: Eukaryota; Phaeophyceae; Ectocarpales; Ectocarpaceae.
AUGCACCCCGAGAUCGAGGAUCGCUUGACAUGCAUGUCGCGCCACGGAGACAUCCCACACCUCCUCUUCCACGGCCCGCGGGGAUCGGGCAAGAUGACGCUAGUCAGACACCUCUUGGAGAAACUGUACGGUCCGGGCGUGAACAGAGUGACUGCCGAGAAACGCGUUGUGGAGACAGCCUCGUCAAAACAUACGAUCGAGAUCGACGUUCGCGUAUCCAAUUACCACAUCGAGAUGGAACCGAGCGACGCCGGUGCCAACGACACGUAUGUGGUGCAGCACGCCAUCAAGGAGAUGGCCAACAACGGGUCCAUCGCCGCCGUCUUCAAAAACUGUGACGUGAGGCACAAGACGAUCGUGUUGCGCGGCGCCGGCAAUUUGAGCAAGCAGGCGCAGGCGGGAUUGCGAAGGACGAUGGAGAAGUUCACCGCCUCGUGUCGAUUGGUGUUGGUUUCCGCAUUUGCCUCUAGAGUCAUCGAGCCUCUGCGUUCGCGGUGCGUCUUGAUCCGUGUUCCGCUCCCUAGCGCGGAGAAUUUGGCGGCGGCGAUCGAGAUCGAUGACGAGACGUUGGUUUCGCAAAUUGUGGAAAGCUCGGGGAGGUCUAUCUCUCGAGCGAUGUUCAUGGCCAAGGCGGGCAGCGCCGACAAGAUGCUGUGGGUCAAGUACGUUGAAUCAAUAUGUACAGGUGUUUUUCUGGAGCAGAGUCCGCGAAAGCUGAUUGAUGUCAGGGACAGCUUGAACGAACUGUUGGUAGCAGGAGUGCCAGCCUCCAUAAUUUUGAAAACGCUGAUGCACGGGUUGAUCUCUCAUAAAAGUCUCAGGGGGGAGGGUGGCGUCAAGCGUGAGAUCGUCAGGUGGGCCGCGGUUUACGAGCACAGGAUCUGCGUUGGGUCGAAGGAUAUCUUGCACCUCGAGGCCUUCGUUGCGUCGUUCAUGGAUCUGUACAAGAAACAUACCGUCAAUCAGUUUUCGUAA